Prunus armeniaca (apricot) is the source of this 441-nucleotide messenger RNA. Lineage: Eukaryota; Viridiplantae; Streptophyta; Magnoliopsida; Rosales; Rosaceae. The record is from the annotation of a GenBank genome assembly.
AUGGACCCCUCUCCAGUGCGAACCACUCAACCUCUUGAUGAAGAAGAUGAGUGGGACACUGAUGGAUUUGUGAUUCCGAGCUUGGUUAUUGAAGACCAAGAUAAAAGUAAUCAUGAUGCUCCAACAAUAGAAGCCUCAAAACCUCCAUCUCCAAAGGCCAAAGGAGAAGAGAAGAUCUACUUAGGACCGCACGGGGCUCCCCCUUCGCAAUCAAAGCAGCAGCAAGAGGUAAACGCUUCCAGCCGUAAGCAGAAGUUCAAGCAGAAACUGAAGGAAGCAGAUAGGAGAAGUACUGGGACAGGUCGAGAGAACAAGGUGGAGAAUCUGCGAGAGCUUGUGGGCGGUGGGAAAGGAAGCAGCAGCAUGGCAAAGGAUUCUAACAGGGAUUGGCUAGACCCUCACUGCCAUGAGUCGCAAUUUGAGAAGUGGAACACCCAGUGA